AUGUCCGACUUUGCCGAGACCUCCUCUCAAGGACUUGAGACGUUUCUCAUUGCUCAGCUAGAGGGUCUCGGCAUCAGUUUACCGUCAGAUGAUCUCGAAUACAUUGCGCGUUUCGUUGAGGAGGACGGACUCGAGGUGGAUGAAAAGGUGGAGGGGGUGAAAGGGAUGCUAGAAGGGCUGGUCGAGGACCUUCCUGAUACGGAUGGCGCUCUGCGCAAGGUUGUGGCGGAGUGGGAUCGUUUACAGCUCGCCAGACCCGACCCACCACCGCCAGCCGUCCCAACUCCCCCACCCGAGGCAGCCGAAUUAAGUGAAAAAGAGAUUGCCAGACAAUAUGCGAUGCGAUAUGCAUACGUCGAAGGCGAGCUGGGCGAAUUAUACGAGGAGGGCAAGCCUGGUGGAAAGGCAGGGGACGCCGAAGCGAAGAAAUUGGCAGAGGAAAAGAGGUUGCAAGUCUUGCAGGCGCUCAAGCUGGAUGGGAAAAAAAAGAAGCACAAGAAGCAGCAAGAGGUGGACCUGCUCGCGCCCAACCUCAACCGCGACAAGGUGAAUAUGCGGCUUCAGCUGGAAAAGGAGGCGCAACGGAAUGCUUCACAGACGGUACGGGAUCGGGACAAGGCAGCACUGGAAAAGCAAAAGUGA
This is a messenger RNA of Dioszegia hungarica, 642 nucleotides long. RefSeq lists its product as uncharacterized. The coding region runs from base 1 to 642 and encodes 213 amino acids. The record is from RefSeq and is a predicted model, not a curated record. NCBI's taxonomy places the organism in Eukaryota, Fungi, Basidiomycota, Tremellomycetes, Tremellales, Bulleribasidiaceae. The transcript has 3 exons.